AACGGCUCCACUCCAAAGCCCGCAAGCGCUCAUUCAUCUCUACGAUACUCACUGCAGCGCAAUAAAUCCACGACGGCAUAUAGAGCGAAGUCCUACAGCUGACGGUCCGAUAUUUUGAUCCUUAAAUACUUCGCCCACUCUCAGCAGCCAUGGCUGCCACAAAGGACAAGCUGUCUUUGGAUGACAUGCUCAAAGCAGACAGGAAAAAGAAGAAGAACGAGGAACUUUUCAACUCUAUCAGGAACAAGGAUAGGAGAACAAGUGCGCCCGGAGCUGGUGUGGUAAACUCCAAACGAGGCGGAGCUGGAGCAAGCCUCGCGAGCAGAAUAGGCAUUAAUAAGCGCUCUAACUCGGUUCAAAAUCUGAAGACCAGUGCUCGUGGCGGUCGAAGCUCUCAAUUGGCACGUACCAACUCUACUUCAAAUUUUGAGCGAGGAAACAAACUCUACGCCCAACUGCAAAGUCAGUCUGGUAGUAACAUCGGACAAAUCUCAAGUGUUACGAGCCCACUUGGGCACACCGGUGAGAUCAGCAUAAGAGGACGAGCCAGCCCUCCAGCCUACACGGUUGUCGCCAGCAACUUCGCGCCCGGAACGACAGCCAGCGAUAUCGAGUCCGUGAUGUCCCCGUUUGGCGACCUGAAAAGCUGUAGGCUCAUCAGUGCCGUGCCUACCGUGAUAGCGGAGCUGGCGUUCAGCGAGCGCUCUGCGGCACAGAACGUGAUCGACUACUUCAACAACAAAAAGGCUGAUGGUCGACUACUAUACGUGUUUCUGAAGGACUCAGUCUCGAAUACGCAUCCGUCCAAGCCUCAAUCUCGCCCUGAGGUCGUCCGGCCAAAUCCUCAAAGGGAUGUAAUGGAUGUAGAUAUGGAAGACGAUCAACGAAACAUUCAGGUACGAAGAGCAGACCCGUCGCUGCAAGAUGGGAGAUACGGUUUCGGUGACAACAACUACACGGCUAAUGGUAGUGGAAGACGAAGGGAUCACACCUUUCAAGGAUCGGGUUUAAGGUCUGAUGAUAUGAUAGGUCGAGGUCGCGGCUUCAGGAGACGAGGGAACUGAAGCCCUUGACGUUGGAAUUGGGGUUACAAGCGAUAAGGGACUAUGAAUGCUGGAUACCUUGUUCUCCUGCUAUGUAUCAAGAGAUCACUUACCGAGUUCAUGAUGGAGAAGGUCUGGCACACAGGCUUGGUAUUACUCGGUCACCCUUCGCAUGCUGAGCUGGAGUCAUCUUGAAGCACUCUUAUAAUAUCUGGACGACAUGUUAUAUCUGGUUGAUAUGUCUCCUUCUCAGGCUCCCGACCCUUCCGGUUGUAUACAUAGAAAUCUGAGAU
Molecule: messenger RNA, 1336 nt
Organism: Pseudovirgaria hyperparasitica
Lineage: Eukaryota; Fungi; Ascomycota; Dothideomycetes; Acrospermales; Acrospermaceae
Exons: 4
Coding region: 150-1064 (304 amino acids)
Biological process (GO): mRNA export from nucleus
Cellular component (GO): nucleus
Molecular function (GO): mRNA binding
Source: RefSeq, a predicted model, not a curated record